UUGUUUUCAAUUGUUUGAAAAUCAUCAACAUUGAUAAAGUUAAUUUUAAUUAUUGGUGAUCGAGUUUUUGUCAUUCGAUACGUCGAUUUGUUUGAAAUGGCGGAUUACAGUGAAAAAUGUGCAGGUGACUGUUCAUUCGAUUACAGCGAGGAUAAACAAAAAGGCGUGUGUCUAAUUAAAAAAGAGUAUAUCCUUGAUGACCAUAUCAGAUUUCUAAGCGAAGUGUGUCUCACAAAGAGCAAUAAGGAGAAAGUUUUGACCAAUGCAAUCAACUCAGGCGAAGAUACAUCUAUAUUGGAUGGACCACCAUGUAAAAAGUUUAAAUCUGACAAUAAAAAAGAAAAACUCAGAGGUCAGAAUAAAGCUAGGCCAGCUCCAUUUAAGGCACAGCGUGAGUUGAACCUUUGUCCAUGGAUAGCUGAUCAAGCAGUGGACGAACCUGAUAAGAAAUGUAACAAUAAAAGUUGUACAUUUCUGCACAACAGAAUUGAAUAUUUAAAAAUAAAACCGAAUGACAUUGGAACGGAAUGUUAUCUUUUUAAUUUAACUGGAAAAUGUCCUAGAGGUGCUGCCUGUAGAAUGGGCUCUAAACAUUUGACAGAAGAUGGUUUAAAUAUUGUUGACAAGGAAAAAGAAGAGGAGUUUAAGAAGAAACCACCUUCUACCAGAAACCAUCUAACAAAAAAUUUACAAAUUGAAUUAAGAAAGUAUAAGUACAACUUUAUCAAAGCUGAAAAAAUUGUCAAGGCAAAUGAACCAUCCAGAAAGAAGCUAGGCACAGAAACUGUUAAACAAACUGAACAAAAUUUGGAUGCAGUGAAACUGGAAAUAAAAAACGGUUCCACUUUGGAUACCUUUGUCCCUGAAUCUAAUAAUGAAAUAUCUGAAACACGUAAUACAGAACAAUCGCUGAAUGUAGAAAAAUCUGAGAUAAAAAACGGAUCUGCUUUGGACAUUUCUAUUUCCAAAUCUACUAACAAAACAUAUAAAAUGCAUACUACAGAACAAAAAAUCGGGCCGGUUGAAGAUUACGAUAUAAUAAAAUGUAGAAAUGCGGAAAAAAAGAAGAUAGAUUGGAGAAAUAAAAUAUUACUUAGUUCUCUGACGACGGUAGGCAAUUUACCUUUUAGAAGAAUUUGCAAAGAGUAUGGCGCCGAUAUAACGUGCGGAGAAAUGGCUCUCGCACCAAGGAUAUUGAAGGGAGCUCAAGAAGAGUGGGCACUCGUGAAAAGGCAUGAAUCAGAGAACAUCUUUGGUGUACAAUUAUGUGGUAAUAAUCCCGGAGUAUUGACAAGGUGUACACAAUUGUUAUCCGAAGAGAUUGAUGUUGAUUUCAUUGACUUGAACCUGGGUUGCCCUAUAGAUUUAAUUUAUAGACAGGGAGGCGGCAGUGGUAUGCUUAAUCGUUUAAAUGUCCUAGAAACUGUUGUAAAAUCUGUUAGUCAAGUCAUGAAUAUACCUUUAACUGUAAAAACUAGGACGGGAGUUUACAUAGAUAAACCUGUUGCGCAUAAUCUAAUGCCAAAGUUCCAUGAAUGGGGUGUGUCCAUGAUUACUGUACAUGGACGAUCUCGAGAACAAAGAUAUACAAAGCUGGCCGACUGGGAUUACAUAGAAAAAUGUGCAAAAGCGGCACAACCCACACCAGUAUUUGGAAACGGCGAUAUUUUAUCGUUCGAUGACUAUCAGAGGGUUCAAGACGCUUACACUAAUGUCUAUGGUAUUACCAUAGGUCGUGGUGCGUUGAUUAAACCGUGGAUAUUCACGGAAAUAAAAGAAAAAAAAUUAAUGGACGUACCGAGCACAGAACGAUUCAAUAUGCUAAAGAAAUAUGCUAAUUAUGGGCUUGAACACUGGGGUUCGGAUACUCGCGGCGUCGAAACAACGAGAAGAUUUAUGUUGGAAUGGAUAUCCUUUUUACAUAGAUAUAUUCCUAUUGGUAUUUUGGAGAGACCCCCGCAAAGAAUUAACGAAAGACCUCCAUUUUAUCGAGGUCGCGACGACAUGGAAACUCUUAUGGCCAGUUCAAAUUGUGCUGACUGGAUUAAAUUAUCAGAAAUGUUGCUAGGAAAAGUGCCUGAGGGAUUCCACUUUUUACCAAAACACAAGGCGAAUUCAUGGAAAUAACCAAGGUCGAUAGUGUACAGCGAAUUAUCACAAAAACAGAAUACUUUUAUAUUACAAUCUUUUGAAAUAAACA
This is a messenger RNA of Colletes gigas, 2200 nucleotides long. RefSeq names its product tRNA-dihydrouridine(47) synthase [NAD(P)(+)]-like (gene Dus3). The record is from RefSeq and is a predicted model, not a curated record. Gene Ontology annotation, biological process: tRNA processing. NCBI's taxonomy places the organism in Eukaryota, Metazoa, Arthropoda, Insecta, Hymenoptera, Colletidae. Gene Ontology annotation, molecular function: flavin adenine dinucleotide binding; metal ion binding; tRNA dihydrouridine synthase activity. The transcript has 5 exons. The coding region runs from base 97 to 2127 and encodes 676 amino acids.